Molecule: messenger RNA, 3093 nt
Organism: Puntigrus tetrazona (Sumatra barb)
Lineage: Eukaryota; Metazoa; Chordata; Actinopteri; Cypriniformes; Cyprinidae
Gene: podxl
Product: podocalyxin-like
Exons: 7
Coding region: 351-1598 (415 amino acids)
Biological process (GO): cell migration; regulation of microvillus assembly; negative regulation of cell-cell adhesion
Cellular component (GO): apical plasma membrane; microvillus membrane
Source: RefSeq, a predicted model, not a curated record
GCGAGCUGCUGCGUCUCAGACCUGUCUCGAGAUCGGCCGCACAGCACGUCACUCCAGGCGAGUCCGCGCAUUCAAUACAUCACAAUCCGCGCAGCCAAGGAAACCCAGCAAAACUUUGCCCCCCAAAUCCCCGGACCCUCAGGGUGGGGUAGAGACUCCGAGAAGAGGCAGCUCAGACAAAAGCACUCCUCUUGGCUUUAAGAUAAAAAAAAAAAAAUACCAGCUGCAAAAAGAAGUCCAGAUACAAACUCAAGACGAUAAGCGGAACCGAUCGGCGUCUCCACAUUUUCAUGCAAAACUUUCCCUGAAGUCACUGAAAGAGCAGCGAGCAUCAAACUGAGGGACUGAAAAUGGCAAUCUCGUGGACGCUCAUUGUAUUAGGUGCCCUCCUGCAAGGCAUGCAGUGCAACGCUGAUGAUAGCACAACAACACCGUCUGUCGUUACAACAGUCUCCUCUAAACCCACCGUGUCUUCUAACUUACUAGGAUCCAUUACUGCCUCAGUGACGUCUCCUACACUCACCACUACACAGUCCACUGAAACUGCCACUACAUUACAGACCUCUACAGCCAAAUCUACUCUCACCACAUUGGGGGCCACUAAAACUGCCCUCAUAUCCUCCUCAACAGAUUCCAAUACACCCACUGCUCCACUGACCACUACAAUCACUCCAUCGACUACGCCAACUUUAUCAGUGACCAGUAAACCAACCUCACAAAAUGGUCCUGGCACAACCCAUAUCACAACCAUUCAACCCAAAACGUCCAACACAGUCACUACACUUACACCCUUCAACAGCAGUACUGAAAAAUCAACUACAACUGACAAUUCAACCGAUCCCAAACAAGACAACACCAACGAAACUACACCUGCGACUGCUACAUCUACAGAAGUCGUCACCACCCAGCUCUCGUCUAAUCAGACAAACUCAUCUUCUCCUACUGUUAACAAAAUUUCUACAUCACCAAUCACAGUAACACCGGACUCUAAAUCUACCACUUCUCAAAAUCCCGAUACAACAAAAGCACAAACUACAGCCUCAACCAUACGACAAAAUAUUAUGAGUAGCACCUCUACUCCCGAAAAUGUCUUUAAGUAUUCCUUUGAGCUAAACAGCACUGAGGCAAACGAUGUCCUUCAAGCCUGCAAGUCGUUGGGUCAGAAGAUGAAAUUCAAUUGCAUGAUAACUCAUGACAACCGAAUAACUGCAACAAUAACAAUAGCUGCUGACCAGAAAAUACAGCCAAGAAACGAGCAGCAUGACGGUGGAAAUGCGGACAGCAAGGACACGAUACCGGACACGUUGAUCGCCAUCUUGGCUUCUUGUGGCGCGUUGGUGCUCAUUCUGUGCUGCUUUGCAGCAUACUGCACUUAUCAUCGCAGAUCCUACAGGAAGAACCAGCAACACCUGACGGAAGAGCUGCAGACAGUGGAGAACGGUUAUCAUGACAAUCCCACACUGGAGGUGAUGGAGGUCCAGCCGGAGAUGCAAGAGAAGAAACUGACAAUGAACGGGGAGUUUAACGACAGCUGGAUCGUCCCCAUAGACAACCUGCUGAAAGAAGACAUACCUGAUGAAGAAGACACACACUUGUAAUGGCAUCAGAUGAAUUGUCUGGAAAAAGAAACCUGCUGCUCUCAUAACGGUAGAUUGUGACCGGCCAGAAUGUAGAGAAAGCAGAGAUUGACAAAGACUAUCAAAUGACAGUGGUUUCAUUUGGUGCCAGGGUGUAUAUGCUGUAAUUAAGUAGUUGGAUGUCAAGUAUUUGCUAGAAAUAGCAGAAAGGUUUUUAAGUUUUGUGUGUCACUGUGCUUGGGAAAGGGAAAAUCUGUAAAUGGAAUGGCAAUGUACAAUCUGGGGUGUCUCUUUGCCUUAACUUUUCUUUAGCACACUUCAAAAGUAAGUUUUUAUAAACAAUAUAUAAGAAACAUCAGGUAAAUUAGCCCAUUUAUGACUUAUAAAUGAUUUGGUCCAAUCAUUUUCAGUUUUGAAUGAAAAAAUUAUUUAGAUUUUGCUUGUCAUCUUGGAACGUUUUUCCCACUGCAAUGCCUGUUGGGACGGCAUUCUUUAAAUGUGAAGCUGGCCAAAAUAAGGCAUUCAUUUCACUGCCUUUGCAUUAUGAUAUUGUCAAGCAGGUUUAAGUUACACAUGCUAAUUACUUAAAGGAAUAGUUCACCCAAAAAUGAAAAUUGCAUGAUAUUAGACUUAGGAUGGCUUGGGGUUAAAUAAAAUAUGCCAUUAAAAACUUUGGGUGAACUAUUCUACUUUUUUUUUUUUUUUUAACUUACGUUGUGGAGCACUCAAAACGUUGUUUCUACCUGAUAAUAAUGAGCAUAAAUUGUAAUACUACAAUAGAAAUUUAACUUUCCCAUGACUUAAGGCCCAGAAAUCACAUUUAUCCAGUGGAAACCUUAUGUCACUUCCUGAGCAGAAUGUAAUUAUUGUUCUUGUACAUUUUGUUUAAUUUUACGCUUCUUCCAUAAUUAGUUUGUUUUCUGUUUAGGAAAGAUUAACACUCAUUGGCAGCAAAUUACACUUGGACCAAUGGAUAAUUCAUCCUGGUAAAUUAGACUAUGGGUCAAAAGUAUGUGACCCCACGAUUGGCAGAUAACUUUUCAUUAUCUUCCAUCUGCUCCACUUACGUCUCGUUGUUGUUAAUCAUGCCAAUAUAAAGGUUUUUGGUCUUGUCAACCUGCAACACUAAAUCCAGCACAACUCAUUUACAUACUUAAAGUUAAGUUACAGGUAUGAAAUCAUAACGUGUCAUUGUCUUUAAUCAGAAAGGUCACCUUUUUCUUUGAGUGUGUUUUAAUUUAAUUGCUUUAUUGUUGAUAAUCACCAAAACAAGUUUUGUUUGUUUUUUGUAUUUGCAUGCACUACACAAUUUUCAAUAUAAGGGAUUCACUGCUGUUUCAGGCUAGCUCUUGUUCUUCCACCAAAGUAUUAAGGUUGAAUUUAUAGUUGUAUUCUGUAUUUGAAGUCAGUUUGCUGCUGUGCACAAACGACAGGGGUCUGAUACACUGGAAGCUUCAUCUCUGUCAGAUUGGAUGGGGAUGGCCAUGAUUUCGAAUAUAAAAAUAUUUUAAAAAGA